This is a messenger RNA of Medioppia subpectinata, 8913 nucleotides long. Lineage: Eukaryota; Metazoa; Arthropoda; Arachnida; Sarcoptiformes; Oppiidae. The record is from the annotation of a GenBank genome assembly.
AUGAAUGAAAAUGAAGAAACAAAUGCAAACAUCGGUCACCAAAACAGUGUUCACGACAACGACGACAACCACACCGACGCUCAACACCAGACCACUAGUGAUGAUAAUCUGAAUAAUAUCGUUAGUAACCUUGGCAGCCACACAGCGACCGAAGUCGUCGCCGACACCGGUCUUCAGGAGCCGGACAGCAGUCGAACGACAGAUGCGAUCGAUGGCAGCAUUCAGUCCAAGACUCAGUCGACCACCUCUUCGAGUCCGGGCAGCGCUCAACCCAUCAUCAGUGAAGAGACGGCAACGCAUGAAAUCAACUUAAAUGACAACAACGAGGAGACCGUCAAUGAACCCAACGCUCAAAUCGCAGAUAAUAACGAACUCGAGAGCAAUGAUAAUAAAGUUGAGACAACAGUUGAGACAACAGUUGAGACAAAAGUUGAGGCAAAAGUUGAAAUACAAAGUGAUUCCGAAAAGAGCGCCCAAAAUGUCAACACAAGUGAUGGUUUGAAUCCAUUUGAAGAAUCGGACGAACAAACACGUCUGUGCUUAGGUAAGGUGCUGCUUAGUUUGCUCUGCAAUCUUCCAAAUGAAUCCAUCGGCGAUGAGAAGCCGAACGACUCGCCGACAAAAGUGGCGGCGGAAUCGCCGGCAAAGAGUCCAUUGGCGUCGGCGACCGCUUCGCCAUUAAAGAGUCCAAAAGCGGUCGCAAUUCCCAGUGAUUUACAAGAAGUGAUAAACGAUAGCAGUAUUUCAGAUGAAGUGAAAUUCGGUUUACUUUGCGCUAAAAUCAUGUCAAUCGUGUCAUCGGUGGACAACAGUCAAGACGCCAACACAAUCACUGAUAACAUUCUUCAUCUGUUAAUAACCGACGAUUUGCAGCGAAUCCGGAAUCCGCAGACAUUGAGACUCUUUUUUCGAGAUUAUCUGAAACUCUUGCCGUCGAAGAUUGUGGCCGAGAUUCUCAGCGUUUUGAUCGCUGUGUUCAAGAAAUCGCUUCUCAACUUAGAGGCGGCGAAAGGACUGCUAUUGGACUCAUUGACACAGACUUUUCAUUUCGAUAAUCUGAUCAAACACUUCAUCCGUGAGAUCAUAAACCUUCAGACGUCUUACAGCUGUGAUGUGCGAGAGUUGAGAGCACUGUUACGACAGAGCGAAGACGACCCGAGACUUCUUCAUUACGUGCGGAACGCGAACCUCCAGCAGAGGAGUCGUCCGAACGCCUUCUUUGCCUUCACGGGCUCUACCGGUUCUGUGUUGGCUCUGCCGCCCAUUCAGAAGUGGCCGACACAGAACGGCUGGACAUUCGUCACGUGGUUUCGACUCGAACCCAAUGCCACCAAUUCUCAGCCCUAUCUCUACUUCUUCAGGACCAGCAAAACGGGUGUCGGAUAUUCCGCUCACUUUACCGGCAAUUGUCUCGUCUUGACGUCGAUGAAGAUCAAAGGCAAGGGCUUUCAACACUGCAUUCCCUAUGAGUUCAGUCCAUUCAAGUGGUUCCACUGCGCCAUCACUUAUGUGACCAAAUGGAGGGGCGCGGAGGUGAAGGUCUACGUCAACGGCCAGAUGACCGCCAACACCGACAUCGCGUGGAGUGUCCAGACGUCCGACAUAUUUGACAAGUGCUAUAUCGGCGGCACCGCUGAUCUCAAUGAGUCCCACCUAUUCAACGGCCAAUUGUCGGCCAUCUAUCUGUUCCACGAGGCGCUGAACGCGAGCCAAAUCUGCGCCAUUCAUCGCUUGGGUCCGUCAUAUAUCGGACAAUACCUUCACAGCAAUGAGAGUCAACUCGAGUUACCAAUGGUUAUGAAGCGUGUGUUAUAUGAGGAGAAAUUGAGUUCUUCGCUCAUCUCUCUGUACACACCGGUGGCCGUCGAAGGAGAGACUCUAUGCCUUCAAUCGACUCCGAAAGGGAAUCCCAAUUACUUCACGUCUUCACCACACGCGGCACUAUUGGGCCAAACGGUUGCCAUUAAAACCCAAUCGAUUAGUUCGACUCUGCAGUCGAUUGGAGGGAUUCGCGCACUUCUGCCACUUCUUCACCGCUUCACCCAUCGGUCUGACGCCGAGGCGUGUUCUACACUCAUUGGCUUCAUAUGCGAUCUGUUGGAGAGCUCUCCGCAAUGGUUCGGCAACGAAGUCGUUCAGUCGCACGGAUUUGUCAUCAUUUCCUCACUAUUGGCCAAAAGUCCGCGAAUUCUUAUAAACGAAGAAACGCUUGAAAUAGUGUUGAAUUUGACUAAAACACUGAUCAGCGCCGCAUCGGGUGCUGACUCUCUCUUAUUGAAGCAAUUAAUGGACAGUAUUUUAUUCAAUUCGUCGCUUUGGGUUUACGUGGACUCGAAGUUACAGCUGAGGCUAUACUGCUAUUUGGCCACAGAGUUCCUCAGCGGUAAUAAUAGUAGUGGCAAUAAUAGUUCCGGUGCUAACAGUGUGUCCAAUGGCAUCGUAUUCAGUGAAGUGAGACGUAUCUCAACGGUAUUACAAUUAUUACAUUCAUUGAAAUACUAUUACUGGUUAUCGGAGGAGAAGAACAUUCAAGUGAAGGCCAAAGACACGACUUUGCGGCCCAACAAAAAUGAAUUGCUGUCCAUUCGCUCAUAUAUUCUGCUAUUCAUUAAACAACUGAUUCUUAAGGGAAAUGGCGUUCAUUUGGACGAACUUCAGGCGAUUCUCAACUAUUUGACAACAGUUAACGAAGACGAGAAUAUUCUGGAUGUGCUUCAGAUGUUGCAGUCAUUGAUGUGCGAACACCCGGCGUCUAUGAUUCCCGCCUUCGACGCCAAACACGGCGUCAAAACUGUCUUCAAACUAAUGGAUUCCCCCAACGAAGAGAUCCGCAUUCAAGCCCUCAAACUGUUGGGCUAUUUCUUGUCCAGAAGUACCCCAAAGCGAAAGCAGGACGUAAUGGGUCCGCACAACCUGUAUAUGCUUUUGUGCGAACAUCUCAUUAAAUUCACGCCUUUAAGGAUCGAUACGUAUAACGCGUUGCACGAGAUUCUGACCGAAACGGCAAUCGAGACCAUCAGAGCAUCGCAUUCGAGUAAUCCGAGUCUUCGCAUCGAGAAUCCAAUGAUUCUCAAAGUGAUCGCAACUCUUCUCAUCGAAGGCAAGAAAGAGGAUCCCAACGACACCGACGACACAAAUCCUGACAUCAAACGACUCUUUAUCAGUGAUUUAUGGCGACUAUUGGUCAACAAUCGGGAGAACAGGCGUCUAGUGUUGCAGAUGUCUGUUUGGCAGCAUUGGCUCAUAAACCUCAUCGACCAUAACGUGGAAGUGACCAAAGAUCAGAUUUUGGCCAUAUUUCGGAUACUGUUAUACCACGCGAUUAAGUAUGAAUACGGCGGAUGGCGGGUAUGGAUCGACACACUGGCCAUCAUUCACGCGAAGGUCAGUCUCGACGAGUUUAUGGCUCAGUUUGGAAGAGACAAGACUCACAGGAAUAGCGAGUUUAGGGCCGAAAGGCGAACGUCCGGCGACUCCAGUACUGGCAGUAAUUCAGUGAAAGACGAGUCGUUUCAAUCAAAUCACACGGAUUUGCAUCCAAGCAGUGGUGAGGCCUCUGAGAAGGCGUCCACUCGUGAGGAAGACAACAGCCGUCCAGAAGACGAUCCCCGUCCUGAAGAUGAUCGCGAAGUGAGUUCAGUCACUCCCAAAUCUGCUGCCCAUCCGUCACAAGACAUUACUGAUAAUACAAACGAUAGUUCAAAGAGUGAUAAAAGUGCCAAAACUAAUGAUACAAAUGGUGUGACAAAAGUGGACGAAAGUACUGGUGAUGUGAGCGCUAGUAAUGAAGAAGAGAGCGAAGAACAAAAGGCUGAGACGAAGGAAGCGGUGAUCAGUACUAUUAGCUCUAUUUCUACGGAAUCAAAGUUGACGACAACUGAUCCCAAACUGUCCACUACUGUAGUUCCUGAUAGCGCUCCCACCAGAAGCAAUAGAAGCAAUAGGUUUGGGACUCAGCGCCGAUCCAACCCUCAGAAAGAAUUUUAUUCGUCACUUAUUUUGGGCCAAAAGCCGGCGCCCAAAGUGUCGGCGACGCCAGCCUUUCGUAUACCGGAGUUUCGUUGGUCUCAAUUGCAUCUCAAACUACUCAACGACUUAUUGUUUUCCAUUGAAUGCGAUCUUCAGAUGUGGAGAAGUCAGGGCUCGGAAUACAAAUCUGAGACCAACUCUCAGCGCAGCACUCAAUUGGACCAAAUUCUUCAACAUUCAGAGAAUCAGAUUUAUAUCGUGAACGCCAUUCAUCUCGUGUCACAAUUGAGUGAUAAUAUCAUAAUAGCCGCGGGAGGACUACUGCCACUGUUGGCUGCGGCCACGGGUGGCAACAGCGCCGCACCCAAUGUGGCCGCCGGUGGUGAGGGCUUAACCGCAAUUCAGGCCAAUUCACUGCUCUAUAGACUCGUCAAUCUGAUCGACAUCUUGUGUUUCGCCGCAACUCAUGUCAACUUCGGUGAAUUGGAGGCCGAGAAGAAUAUGUCGGCCGGAGGUAUACUAAGACAGUGUCUGCGACUCGUCUGUACGGUUGCCGUCAAGAAUUGCCUGACUGUACAAAAACACAUUGAAAAUGGAUUACCAAAUGAUAACGACUUGGAGUCGAUUGACAUGAAAGACGAGUUGAAUGCGGGCACAAGUAUUGCCGCCGCCGCAGAACUCUUUGGCAUCGAUUUCUCCUCCGAGACGAGCGAUUUGGUCACGAACUUCAAGACCGACGGAUCAGACACUGAGACCGUCUCGACAUUCAUUCCAAUACAACCGCUUCCUAUCAAAGAUCCGAUGCGUUUACUGCAAGAGAUGGACGUCAAUAGAUUGAGAGCCUGUAUAUACAGAGACGCCGACGCAGACACCCGACAGUCACAGUUCUUAGCGUUGGCCACACUUUACUUCAUAUCUGUGUUAAUGGUCUCCAAAUACAGAGAUAUUAUUGAACCGAAAAGCGGUUCUCAAGCGACGAAAGGCAGUCGUCGUAACUCUCAGGCGUCUAACGACAGCUCGCAGUCACACAACGAUCAGAAUAUAGACGCCGGAAGUCUCGACCCCUCGGAGAUCAUUAAACCCAUAGAAUUGCCCAAAAGUCACGGCGACUCGAAUAUCGGGGAGAAGUUGACCGCAAAACUGGAGACAACGCUAUCGAGUGUUUGUCCGCUUCUCAGAGAAAUUAUGUGCGAUUUCGCGAACUUUCUGUCGAAAACACUUCUCGGUUCUCACGGACAGGAUUUGGUGAGCAAAGAGGCCGUCCGUACGUUCCGGCGCUCGAACGCCAGUCCCGUCGAGUUAGUGAUGCUCUUGUGUUCACAGGAGUGGCAAAACACACUCCAGAAGAACGCGGGCUUAGCUUUCAUUGAACUCAUAAACGAAGGCAGACUUCUGUCGCACGCAAUGAAAGAUCAUAUCGUGAGGGUUGCGAUGGAAGCGGAGUUCAUAUUAAACCGUUUGAGAGCCGAUGAUGUGUCCAAACACGAGACGUUCGGUCAGUCGUGCUUUGAGACACAUGAGAGCCGUUCACACGAAGAGACGCUCAUUAAUUCGUUGAUCCUUUCGGCGAAACGACGCGAUUGGAUGGUCUUUACGCGAUUCAAAGAGAACCUAAAGCGCGGACACAGAAAGCACUACAAACUCGACUCCUGGGAAGACGACGCCCGACGCAAACGUCGAUUCAUUUGCGAUCCCUUCGGUGUCGACCAAAUGCCAGACAAUUCGCAGCAAUUAUUCCAAACAUCUGAUGGAAACCCUAUUCCCACACAAUCUGUCGACGACUCCAAUAUAGACGAGAGUUCGGCCGAUAAGGCGAACGAUGAGGUUAUGGCCAAUCCAUUGGUUUCACCGAAACAAACGCUAAACACUUCAUCACGUGUUGAAGAAGAGGAGGAAUUCUUAUGGGAAACGGAAGACUCGGCGCCAGAAAAUGAGACAAAUCCUGAAUUCAGUGGUUCUGUUCUCUUCACAAUCGAUUGUUCACUAAUUUGGGGAAUUUAUGCCAUUGAAGGUAUACUUCAGAUCACCGCCAAUGAGCUGUUCUUCGAGGCCCACAGCAGUGAAAUCGAGUUGAGUUCUGCGCUUAAGUUCGACAAAAAGAUAUCCAAAACAGAGGCCGCCGACAACAUAAUGAAGGGCUUGAGUGGUAUCGGGUCUAAGGGCUCCAAAGGGUUCAAAGACUUGGAUUUAAUGGUUUUACGUUAUUGUGAUCUUUUGACAUACAAUGGAAAGAUUCUGCUCAACGAAAUCCGAGCCGUAUUUACGCGAAGAUUUCUAUUACAACAGAACGCCAUCGAAAUAUUCUUGGCUCAGAGGACGUCCAUUAUGUUCGCGUUCGUCGACUACGAGACCGUCAAAAAAGUGGUCAAAUAUCUGCCGCCAGUGGGUGUGGGCGUGAAGUACGGCAUCCCUCAGUCCCGGAGAGCGUCGCUGUUAUCACCGAAACAACUGUUCGCGACAUCCAAUAUGACACAGAAGUGGCAGAAGCGAGAGAUCAGUAAUUUUGAGUAUUUAAUGUUUUUGAAUACGAUUGCCGGCCGAACCUAUCAGGACCUCAACCAAUACCCGGUGUUUCCCUGGAUUCUGACCAACUAUGAGAGCAAUGAGCUAGACUUGGCUCAGCCCACGAACUUCAGAGACCUCUCCAAACCGAUCGGCGCUCUCAACAGCGACCGGAGAUCCGACUUUAUUGAGCGCUACAACACGUGGGACAACAGCAACAAUGUUCCCGCUUUCCAUUACGGCACGCAUUACUCGACGGCUGCCUUCACACUGGGAUGGCUCAUACGAUUGCAGCCCUUCUACUCCACGUACCUGUCCUUACAAGACGGCCGUCUGGAGGACGAGUCCCGACUCUUCACAUCGAUUCGCGACGCUUGGGUCGCAUCCCUUAUGGGUGGCCAACAGAAUGUCAAGGAACUGAUUCCGGAGUUCUUCUAUUUGCCAGAGAUUCUCAACUCGAACCACAUCUUGGAUGACGUGGAACUACCGGUUUGGGCCGAAUCUCCCGAACAUUUCAUACGAUUACAUCGAAUGGCUUUGGAGUCGGAUUUGGUUUCGUGUCAAUUACACCAAUGGAUUGAUUUGAUCUUCGGAUAUAAGCAAAGAGGACCCGAAGCGGUCAGAGCUGUCAACGUAUUCUACUAUUUGACAUAUGAGGGCAAUACAGACCUGUCGAGUGUCAACGACUUUGCGCUCAAAGAGGCGAUCGAGUCUCAGAUCCGACACUUCGGCCAAACGCCGAGUCAACUGAGUUCAGAGCCUCAUCCGCCGCGAAGCAGCGCUCUUCACGUGUCGCCACUCAUGUUCUCGCCGGUGAUGGACGAGGUCUGUAUGUCAGUCAAGUUCCCGUUCAACGCAGCGGUCACUCACAUCGCCUCGUGUUCGGCACAUAACGGUCAGCCCAACAUCGCCUCCCAAAUCGUGACCAUUAAUUCGCAUCAACAGUAUUAUCUCCAUAAGUGGAACACCAAAGAGUCGGCCACACCGUUGACUAUGGAUACGGCUCUCAUCUCUUCCACGUCUAACACUAAGCGGCAACUGUUGGACACAACAAAUCUGUGCACAUCAUCGCAGAGCCAUUACAUCGUGACUCUGGACGCGAAGCACAUCAUUAUGUGUCCAUUUUAUGACAACUCAUUCCGCGUCUAUUCGACCGAAACGGGAAAACUAACACAAAUUAUUUACGGCCACAGAGGGAUCGUCAGCUGUUUGGCCCGAAGCGAGUGCAACGUCGCGGCCGACUUCUACGUGGCGUCCGGUAGUCAAGACUGUUCGGUACUGUUGUGGACAUGGAAUGCAAAAUAUGCUCAAAUUGAAGGCAACGGCGCUUCCAAUUUGUCCAAUCCUUUGCCAAAAUUGACUCUUUGGGGACACGAGUCGACUAUAGUGUCGCUGUUAAUCAGCGCAGAGUUAGGUCUCAUAGUUAGCGCCAGUCGUAACACUAUAUUAAUACAUACGACAAGUCAUGGCGAGUGUAUCACCGAAAUCGAUAUUAGGAAAAGAGGUGCCAUUUCUACACUUCGAAGUAUUAGUAGUUAUUCCGACAACAGAGCCGAUGAACAAACCGAUGGUAGACCUGAAGGAGAUAUUAACGAGGCCAACUUAGAGGCAUCGAUGUUAGGAAAGGACGGUUCGAAGAGUAUUCGCAAACAAUCACCCGAUGCCAGGAGUGAUACUAAAGCCGACACAUCGAGUAUGACUUCAAAUGAAGUGAAUACUGAUUAUUGUUCAGCUUUUGAUGAAACCGAUUAUCUCAUCAAUAAUCUGGUUUUGUGUCGAGAAAUGGGUUUCAUUGUGGGAAUAGCUAUACCACAGAGCAAUGACAGCGAUUACGAAGACUCGAAGCCCGGUUCGGCACAAAAGCAUUUAAAGGCAUCAAAACCGGAACGACAGCAACAAAACGCGUUACUCUUUUCCUAUAAUUUGAGAUCAAAACUAAUUAAAUGCAUACAAAUCGGUGGCAUUUCGUUCUCCAAAGACCGGGACUCGACUUUACUGUUGACCACAAGAGACGGCGAAUACAUAGUGAUGACAGAGAACGGGUCGGCGGUAAAGAUAUUGCGGACGUUUGAUUUGACGCCAUUGUAUGCGUUGAACACAACGGAACUGUCGACAGCUUUCACUGGCGAACAAAAUCGGAUUAAAUCCAUGACUUUGACUGACUUUAAGUACUUAUUGGUUGGACUCGAAAACGGAAAACUAAUUAUAUAUAACAUAGAUUUUAAUCGAUGGCAUCACGAGUACAGCAGCAGAUAUUAGUGCCUAAACUCUAGUCUUAGUGUUUACUUUUAACUUAAAAUUAUAAUAUAAUAUACGGUAUGAAAGCAUUAUAAAUAGAGCCGAAGAUCUCGAUCUCUGUUUUUUAGAUAAAUUUGAAUCGACUUAUGAUUUGUUGAAAUAUAUAUUUUUAUUUUGGAAACAAAAUGAUAAAUCAAUCGCCAA